UAAGUCGUAUUUUUUAUAUUAUUCUUGCAUCAUUAGGGAUAAAAAAAUUGUAAUGACGCAAAAUACAGCAUCCUUUAAUUCGAGAAAUGUGCACGAAAAGAUUUCAUUGCCAAGUGGAAAGGAAAACAUUCAUUCCUCUACAAGAAGUAAAAAAUUAAAUGUUACAAGCAAGCUUAGCAAUAAAUCAUGUUGGAAAAGCGCCUGCUCAUCCUUGGAUGGAAAUUUAAAUGUUGAAGUAACUGAUAGCAGUCGUGCGAUUGCUGGCAGCACGAUCAAAGGAACAGGAUUCCAGAUUUUCAACGAUGAUGUUAAUAAUAAUGUUUCCAUAACGUUAAAACGGUGUAGCAAGACAAAGAGCAUGGCUAGAGUGUUUCCUAAUGAUGAUAAUAAUAUUACACAGUUUGCUGCAAGGAGUACCAAUGCACAAAGAUAUGUUUAAGUACGCAAAAACUCAGAAAUUCCCAACACAAAAGUGUCUAAUGUUUCAAAAU
Molecule: messenger RNA, 491 nt
Organism: Ceratina calcarata
Lineage: Eukaryota; Metazoa; Arthropoda; Insecta; Hymenoptera; Apidae
Exons: 2
Coding region: 53-439 (128 amino acids)
Source: RefSeq, a predicted model, not a curated record